Molecule: messenger RNA, 3249 nt
Organism: Brachypodium distachyon (stiff brome)
Lineage: Eukaryota; Viridiplantae; Streptophyta; Magnoliopsida; Poales; Poaceae
Exons: 3
Coding region: 873-1481 (202 amino acids)
Source: RefSeq, a predicted model, not a curated record
UAUUUUACUACAACAAUACUAAUAGUUAUGGUCAUGCAAACAGGUAAUUCUACGGUACUUGGCAGGUACCACGAGGUACUCGUACCUCCCUAAUAUCCACCGUUGAUUUGGCAAAGGGUCGUGUUUCCAUGUUUAACGAGUCUUAUCCUGAAAUUCUCCUCGUGAUUCCAAACAAGGCCACUUCCUCCUUCCGCCGGCGCCAGCGAUCUCACUUCCCUUGCCGGACGUUGACCCCGCCGGCGCAAGCCACCUUGCUUCCAACUACUUGACCCUCGCCAACAUCUCCUUCAGCGGCUCUCGGGGCAGCAGAUAUGCCGCGCCGCCUCGUCCUGCGCCACCCGCCGGGCUCGCCCCGAAGGCCGGGAAUGGAGGCCGCGCCGGACAAGAUGCCAACCUCUCGGCUUCCCUGCCUAUUAAUCGUACUCCGUACCUCUUCGUUGUUGAAGCAUUCAACUCGAUCCCCCGCGCCACCGCCGCCACCCUCUACCUCCGUCGUGGCCCUGUACCUCGCCGGCCGUGCGGAUCGAUGGCUUCCCGUCCUAUCCCCAUGACUCAUUUUGCUCCACCUUGGCACCCAGCCGCGCUCGUCCCGAGCGGACACUGCCGCCAACACCGUCAUCUGUCGCAGCCAUGUACGCCGCCAACCUCCCCGGAUGGGACGAGCACGGGAGAACGCCGCGUCCAAAGCCGCCGCCCUCACCCGCUGCGGUCGUCGCGGCCGUCCUCCCCCGCCACGCACUCGCACCAGAGACGCCUCCAACUCCUCAUCUAGGUCGUGACGGGACGCAGCCCGGGACCCCCGCCGUCUCCAUAGCCCAUCCUUCCCCACGCCCAAGGCCCACUAAACAGAGGAUCCGGCUGUAGAUUCAACGAUGACAAGGUCGACGUCAGCACUGAGCUCCCCCCGCUCCAUUCUGUCCGCAAAGGUCACCUCAAGACCAACUAAGCCAAUUGCAGUUUUCGCCCCAGAUCUCUUAAGAAGACAGCCAAUUGCAGUUUUAUUACUCCUUUGUGCUGAAGGCAUCUUCCUGGAGAUCUUCUCGUCGGUCUGCUCGCAGCUCGCGCUCCCAUUCUCUGCCAUUCUGGCCAGUCCCGACCACUCCGCCUGGGUGCCGCACGCCGCGGGCUUGCCGUCUACGGCCGCCGCCCCAGGCCUCUGCCACUGCUACACCGGUGUGCAGUCCCCCGUCCUCCCUCCCUGCUGUUGUGUCGUCCGUGCUUCUCUGCUGCGAUGCCGCCACGGGCUCGUCGGCCCUGCUGCUGCGCCACCCAUGACCCUGCUGUUGUGCUGCGCCACCGCGCGCUCGACCGGCCGACGCCCCUGCUGUUGCGCCGUCGCCACCCAACUGGCCAUGGCCAGCCUACCCCUGCUGCUCCUCCCUUCCACCUCUCCGGCCUCCGCCGUUGCCGGCCCUGCUGCUCCCUCACCGCCAAGUACUCGCCCGGAGAAGGUCGCUUGUUUGCUCAAUGCUUAUGCUUGAAGAGAUCAUGGGGGUUGGUCCUGCAUCUAGUUCUAUCAGUUGGGUUGUGCUCCCUCUCCAUUAGAAGUAAUUGUGGUGAAAUAUAUUGUUGAUGUGUGUUGAAAUUAGACUGUCAUUUCUUCAUUUUUGAUUCAAUGGCAGGAGCAGCUUGUGGUUUUCCAAAGUAUUGAUAUAUGUGUCAUGAUUUGCUAUUUUUUUUUGCAAUUACACUCAUGCUAAAUAUGCAGCGCAUUUAUAUGUAUUUCUACUCUUCUAGACAUGUCGCAUCAACCAUUUAUACUGGCUCUGCCAUCGGAGACAGAGUCUGCUAGUCCCUAUCCUGUGAGUUCCCCAACCUUUUUUUGUUGCCGAUGAAUGGUGAUUUGCAGUUUGCUUUGCUCACAUUUUCCUUGCCUUGUUUGUUGGCUCAAAUGUGGCAAGACAAAGUCAACAGAGGAAAAGAGAUUUCGAUUCAUGCUCAUUGACAGUGAGGUCUACUUGGUGCCGGUGAGUUGGUCCCUAACAAUUGGUUGUGCUAGUUUGCUUACCCACAUACACAAAUUGCAGUUUUAUACCAAUUAAAUUCCAAAAGGAAGUGAAAAAGAUAGAUCUUACAUACACCACUAACAGUUCUGCACAACACAUGCUGAGAAGAUGGUGUAGUAGCACUGAGAGACGCAAGGAUUGCUGACGAGGGUUGCGGUGUCAUGGUGAAUUUAGAUAAGAUCAGAAAUUUGCUAUUGAUUUGGGUCCUUGGUCAUUUUAGAUGUUCCUGUUAGGUCCUCAAAAAAAAGAGAUGUUCCUGGUUAGACACCUGUAAGUAUUCAUGUUGCUUUAUGUUUUCUUCAAAUAGAAGUUAAUUUGAACAAUAUUUUAUGAGUCAUCAGUGAAAGCUUGUUUAAGAAAAGAAUUUGUUUAUGUUAUGACCAAAGUCGAUGUGAUCUGAACUAUGAACGUGUAAGUUGCUUGGAUUUGGAAGAAUUGCAUAGGGCCUAAGCUUAUGUUUCAGGAGGGUUCUUGCUUAAUGUAGGCCUGGUGCUAACUCUGGCCGGUAUGGGAGAUGAGGGCAUGUCAGUGAGAUGAAAUAGUUUCUUUAUUGCUUUCUUUCCAUACUGUCUAAUUGCCGAUACUCAUGUUUUCGAUUAAUCUAUUUGUUCAGAUCAAUGUGAAGUGCACCACAUAAAGUUCAGAUCUCAUUGUUCUGCAGUUUGGAGAGAUUCCUCUGCAUUUUGAUAAUUCUUGUGACUCAAAAGAACUGAUCAUUCAAUAGGGUGCACACAUGCAAGCUCACCCGAAGAUAAGUUGCAUUUUGCUUUCUGCUUUAUUCAACAGUGAAGCACAGAUUUAUUCUCCUGAAGAUAUUAGCUCAACAAAACACCAGAGGUUCCAUCUUUUUGUGACAACUACUGAAUCUGCUAUUCGUAGAUUAUUUUUUUCUACCAGAGAAGGUUAUAGCUUAGAGAUUCCCAGUCCAGAAAAUAGACCACGCUUUUCAUUUGCCUGUCCUCAAAUAAUUUUGACCAGAGAGAACUUGACUCAUAGAGGAUGAGAAGGUCUAACGGGAUGUCAGUUUGUCCUAAGAGUGAAACAAUAUAUCAUCUAUUCUUUGGUUGUACUAUGGCCUCAUAAAUCUGAAGUGUGUCCCGACGCGCAUUUAGCAUGAAAUUUACAGGUCACUUUAUAGAUGAUUUAUUUGAUAAUUGGUUCUCUUUGUAUGGGGCGAGAAUAUCAUUGUAAUAUAUUUUGCAUACACCUGAAUUUAUACAUGUGAGUGUUUAUAUGCUUAAUA